Corylus avellana is the source of this 1298-nucleotide messenger RNA. It is a transcript of the gene GLYR1, whose product is annotated as glyoxylate reductase 1. Gene Ontology annotation, cellular component: cytosol. NCBI's taxonomy places the organism in Eukaryota, Viridiplantae, Streptophyta, Magnoliopsida, Fagales, Betulaceae. Gene Ontology annotation, molecular function: NADP binding; NAD binding; oxidoreductase activity. The record is from RefSeq and is a predicted model, not a curated record.
GACACUGAGAGGAAUAUUUUAAUUAAUUUGAAUUUGUCAUGACCGAGGACGGCGAAGAAAUGGAUCAAAUGGUGGUGAUUGUGAUUUAAUCAAUUAACAAAAAAAAAAAUAAAUAAAUAAAUAUGGACUCCCUCCGUGGAGAAGUAAAGGAAGCACGUACACAGUGAGGCACAGAGUUGAAAGGAUAGAGAAGGAAAAUGGCAAUGGAGGUGGGGUUCUUGGGGCUGGGGAUAAUGGGGAAGGCCAUGGCCACCAAUCUGUUGCGCAACGGCUUUAAGGUCACGGUUUGGAACAGGACCCUCUCCAAGUGUGAUGAGCUUGUGGAACAUGGUGCUUCAAUUGGAGAAACCCCAGCAGCUGUAGCCAAGAAGUGCAAGUGUAUCAUUGCAAUGUUAUCCGAUCCUUCAGCUGCUCUUUCGGUGGUUUUCGAUAAAGAUGGUGUUCUUGAGGAAAUUUGCCACGGAAAAGGUUACAUUGACAUGUCAACAGUUGAUGCUGAUACUUCUUUAAAGAUCAGUGAGGCAAUUAUAUCAAAGGGUGGUCACUUCCUAGAAGCUCCUGUUUCAGGUAGCAAAAAGCCUGCCGAAGAUGGUCAACUGGUAAUCCUUGCUGCUGGGGAGAAGGCAUUGUAUGAAGAAGCGAUCCUAGCUUUUAAUGUCCUGGGGAAGAAAUCUUUCUUCUUAGGGCAGGUUGGAAAUGGAGCGAAGAUGAAACUUGUUGUCAACAUGAUAAUGGGCAGUAUGAUGAAUGCGUUUUCAGAGGGACUUGUACUGGCUGGCAACAGUGGACUUGACCCUCAUACUCUUCUUGAUGUAUUGGAUCUGGGUGCAAUUGCUAAUCCAAUGUUCAAGUUGAAGGGACCCACUAUGAUCCAGAGCAGUUACUCCCCUGCUUUUCCGCUGAAACAUCAGCAGAAGGACAUGAGGUUGGCUCUUGCCCUUGGUGAUGAAAAUGCUGUAUCAAUGCCGGUAGCAGCUGCAGCCAAUGAGGCUUUCAAGAAGGCCAGAAGCCUGGGGUUGGGGGACCUUGAUUUUUCCGCUGUUCAUGAGACUGUGAAGGAUCUUCAUUACCCAUCCUAAUACAAAUAGAAGCUUAAGCUGCUUGGGCCCAAUGGUGAACACAGAUUGCAUUGAUAAAUGUCUGCUUAAAUGAACAAUUGGUAUUACAGCCAUUGUUGUCAAGGUUUUAAUGUAAAUUUCGUGUUUCAAGGUGUGGUUUGUAGGACUUAUUAUUACCUUGGCCCCUUGAGAACAUUUUCUAAAGUGAAAGCAAAAGACAUCAUAUACAGUUGAAAAUGU